AUGUUGGAAUGCUACAGAGCUCAACGGAGCAUCCCGCCGAUGACACAUGACGCUAUACUGUCUACAGCCCACUUUGAUGCUACAUCCGGUUGGCAGGACAAUACGUUGAGUUACCUCCGAAAAUCCGGAUUUACUGAUGCAGCACUUUGUGCUACUUACACGGUCGGCGCCCGCAGUGACAGUGGCAUUGGGCGCUGUUCUAUGUUUGUCGUGUUGGUCUAUGUCAAUGCAUAUAAACCGGAGGCACUGCAUCGGGGAGCCGAUAUUAUCUGCAACAACUUCCCAAAGCCUCUCAGCUGCAAUCCAACGAUACCUCUGACUUCCUUUCCCCAAAAUAUUUCCCAUCUAGCCGGCAGAAAUCACAAAAUGGCAUUGUACCCCGUCGAAUCCACCAUUUCAGAUAGACACGGCACUUCCACUAUCCUUCCACCAGAAAUCAGAGAACUCAUCCUUUCUAACUUUUCAAAUUCCUAUGACAACGCGAAAACGCUCUCAGCACUGGCAUUAUCCUCCCACGCCCUGCGUACAGCUGCGAAUAGAGUGCGCUUCUUGUCUGUUUGGUUUGUAGCCUCCGAUCGGCAGACAGUGCGAAGAGAAAUUGACCGUAUACGAGCUUUGUCGGAGGUGUUGAGGCAAGGGAAGACCCUGAAGACGUUGCAAGGGGUGUGUGAUUUCAUUGGCGAAUUUGUAUUGAGGCUAGCAGGGGAUCACUGGGGAACAGAAGAUGACGAAGAAGAAAAUGGCGAUAAUGGUUCCGGCAUAAUACUUUCAUGCUUGUACGACGGAUCAGUUGCAUUGAUACUCAACAGCAUCUUUAGAAACACGUCUCCACUGGCAAUCGGUCCACUAUUUGCGCCGCGCAGGCUCGUCCUCGAGGUGCGCUAUGCUUCAAUUCUGGGGUGCACCUGGGACGAACUCGAGGUCUCGCUUUCAGGAGCACUGAACUCCCUGGUCACAACGUCCCAGCUGACGGAUCUUCGUCUGGGAUGCAUCCGGAACGUGCCCUUAAAUCUCAUAUUGACAUGCAGUACUCUCAAACAACUUCAUCUCGGUAUGUCAUACUUCAGCCCACAGGCGCUUUUUUCGCCUCGCAAUCUUGGCCCAUCAAACACAACUUCGGCAGAAUCAAGUGCUGUUGUCGGCGUGGAAUUAACCUCCUUGUCGAUGCAGCUUGAUAUGACAUUUGAAUCCCUCAUCAAUUUCCGCUUCGCUGAUAUCCGUUCGCCAAUGUUCGCGUCGCUUGUCUCGCUCAAAGUCACGCUAACACACUUCGACAGCUUGAAGAGCUUGCGAGAGAUACUUGGAGCCACGAAUCGGUUGGAAAUACUUGAAAUUGCCUUUCUGACUGUGAUCGGUAAGUUUGAAGUCAUGUCGAAGAAAAAAAGGACAAGAGCAUAUCUCCUCACAGGUCCUCAAAACGAUCUGGUCAUAAGCCUUGAUGCCCUUCAGUCUUUACACACGCUUAAGGUUGACUUUGAGUUGGAGUACGGGACAGGAGGAACAGUUUCUUCUCUGCUCACAUCCUCUUCGUUGCUCAAGAACUCGAUGCCAUCAUCGCUUGAAGUGCUCGAAAUCCGCAUCAGAAUUAAGGAUUACCCGUAUCGUUUUUCUUUCCCAUACUUAAAAAAUGCGAUGAUGGUAUGGGAUGAGCGCCUUUCUGGUAUACUCAGCUCUAGGAGAAAUUCCGAUGGAAGCAAGGAUAUGAAACGGGUAUUGGUGUCGACCAACAUCACAUGA
Psilocybe cubensis is the source of this 1737-nucleotide messenger RNA. RefSeq lists its product as uncharacterized. The record is from RefSeq and is a predicted model, not a curated record. Lineage: Eukaryota; Fungi; Basidiomycota; Agaricomycetes; Agaricales; Agrocybaceae. The coding region runs from base 1 to 1737 and encodes 578 amino acids. The transcript has 3 exons.